GACUGACAUACAGGGGAUAUAGUGCGCCUGCUGCAUGACGCUUUUCCGGUGUGAGCACCGACGUGGGAACAGAACGGAACGUCUCCGUCCUGUGCAUGUUUCCGCAGGGAAGGGUUUCCUGGGCGCACGGGAGCUGUCCUGAAAAUCAUAUUUGUGGGAAGCAUGGAGACCACACUGAAACGUUUAUAUGUUGGUGGAAUCGGUCACACUGUCACUGAUGCAGAACUUGUUGACAGAUUUGGUAAAUUUGGUAAGGUGGAUGAUGUGGACAUCAUUUCCAGGAAAGAUGAACAAGGAAACCCCAUAAAGACCUUUGCAUACCUGAACAUCAACAUUUCAGAUACGGACCUGAAAAAAUGUGUAUCUAUACUAAACAAAGCAAAGUGGAAGGGAGGAGUAUUACAAAUUGAAAUGGCCAAAGAAAGUUUCUUACACAGAUUGUCACAAGAGAGACAAGCAGCCAAAGAGAAGGGGGAACCUAAAUUACAAAGUGAUUUGCGGCAUGACAUGAUGCAGUCCCUACAGAAAGCUGGGGUAACAGAUUUCCAGAUGAAGGCUGCUGUACCAGGCACUGAAGUACCAAAUCAUAAGAAUUGGGUGGUCAGCAAGUAUGGGAGAGUGCUGCCUGUUGUGCAUUUGAAGGGAAGCAAACAAAGCAAGAUCAUGAAAUGUGAUCCCUCAAAGUAUUGCCACAACAUAAAAAUAUUAGAUGACAAAGCCCUUGAGCCGACUCCUGUAUCCCAGCUGACUUGGCAUCUGGAAGAGGGCGAUGAUGAGAUGAGUAGAAAACGCAGGGGAGAAUUUCCAGCCUUUAAGAGUCCAAAGAAGAAGAAGAAAAUAAAAGGGCAUACAUAUCCAGAUACACCGGAAAAUACAGAGAAAUAUGCAAGAACGCCACAAUUCUCGGCCCGGGCUAACAAAGAGGACAUGUUGAAGUCACCGCACACCAGAGAGCCUCCCAAGAUGAAAAACCAUCUGCGCUUGCGGGAGCGGAGUGUGAAUAGCAUGUCUGAUGAGGAGUAUGACUCUGAGGAAGAACUCAAAGCUGUUCUAGAAAGGGAGAAAUCCGCAAAACAGGGUGAAAAAUAUUCUGAAGAUUCCAAUAUAGAAGUGGUGACGGACUCUUUCAAGAUGAGUUAUAAAACUCACUGGGCAGAAGGGAAGGAGGGGAAAUCCAACUGUAGUACGCAGGAUGACUGGGACUCUGCGGAUACUGAUGAGAUCAUCACUGUCGCAAAAACUGCCCAGAACUGCAACAGUGUCAGUAAGAAGACAAAAAGUAAGACUCUUGGAAAUGAGAAGAUGGCCAUUCCCCUAAAAAAGCAAAAUGGUAAAUUGGGGUCCACAAAUACCCAUAGCCCAAAAGACAUAAAGAAACUGAAAGAAGCAAUAGUUAGUGAAUCAGACAGUCUGAGUAAUGACUCCGGAUCAGACAGCAGUGAUUCUUUUACAGAUGAGGAAUACGAGUCCAUGAUUAAGAACUGCUAUCGAAUAGAUCUGUCAAUAGGAGAUUUGGAGGCACUGUCAAAAGAAGCCAAUGAUAGUGAUAAUGAAGAUGAAAAUAGUGAACAUGACUGUUACUCUGACAACACUGAUAAUAUCAUAGCGAGUACAAAACAUGUCCAGCGUGGCUCUGAUGUUGUUAUAAAGACAAUAGCUGAUACUUUACAAUCUGAAAAACUUUCUGCUCAAAAGAAAAAAAUAAAUAGCAAGCAGGACUCUAAAGAUAUCGGUGCAAUAAAGAAUAAACAGAAGUCUGAAGAUGUAAAUAGGAGAGAUCUAGAAUCCGGUAACUGUAGACACAACUCAGACAGCAUUAAUUCCUGCUCCGAUAUAUCCGAAUACAAAUCCAUGAAGCCAAACUACCAUCUGGAAAAUCCUAAAGUGGCAUCAGCAAAAACAAUUAUGGAGUCAUCUACAACUGACAACAAAACUGAAGGUGGAAAAGUAAAGACCACAGGAUGUGAUCAUAUUAAUAGUGACUCUGUAACGCAAACUGUUAAAACCUUGAAGAAAAAGAAAGGUAUUGAGCCAGGAGACAUUGUGGCUUCCAUAUUAGAAGAUGACGAUAGCUCCAGUGAACAACCAAAGCAGAAAAAAAGGAAAGGUAUGCCAAUCAAACCACCAGCAUUUAAAGGGCUGGGAUCUCUGUUGUCCCCAGCAACCUCUAAUGAGCUUAAAACCUCCAUGUGUCCAUUGUCCAACUCUUCCAGGAAGUAUUGUGCUCAGGCUAGAGCUGUUGUGCAGGUCAGCAAUGAGAAGAAUGCAUGUGUUGGUGAAGAUAAACGGGCAGUAAAGCCUGUUUCAGACUCCAAAGGGAAUAGUGUACAGGAACCAUCUAAAGUUCUCAAGAAGAAGCUACUUAAAGUGAAGCCCAAAAGGGCUAGUAGCAGCAGUGAUGAAUCUAGCAGUGAUGAGGAGUCCACCUCUUCCACAUCAGCAGCUGCCAAAUCUAAUGUCUCCCAGAGCACCAGCACAGUGCAAAAGACCAGUUCAAAAGCCAAACAGCUGCAGGACAAUCAGAAGCGUUUAGCAGCAAUGGAGGAAAGGAGAAAAGAGCGAGAGCUGCAGAAACAGACCAUCCAAGGAGCUCUGCUUCAGCUGGAUUCCCACUCCUCAAGGAAAAGUCAGCACAUUGUGUUUAAUUCUGAGUCAGAGACGGAAAGUGAGAAGGAAGAGAAAGCAAAAGCCAAAAGAAGCACGCACAGCGACGAAAAGGCAAAACCUGUAAAAGCUAAACUAUUUGAAAGCAGUGGUGAAGAGUCUGACGAUGAAGAUGAGGAAAGAUUUCAAAUCAAAGCUCAGUAUGAAGGAAGGUCCGGUGAGAAGCUCAUGCAGUUGCAGUCCCGCUUUGGAACUGAUGAACGAUUCAAAAUGAACUCAAUGUUCUUAGAGAGCAGCAGUGAGGAUGAGGAGGACGCAGAAGAGCUGCAGAAAUCACAGGCAGAUGUUGAAGUUAAUGAUCUUUCAGUAGAGAAAAAGAAAAACCUGGACAUCCUGCAAAGUGUCCUGAACAUUAACCUGGAGUCAAAGCCAUUGAGCAAGAAGGCAGCCAAAGCGAAAGAGUUCAAGGAUCUGAAUGCCCUUCAAUAUGAUCCCUCAAAGGAGGGCCAUGCAGUGCUUGAAACAAGAGUAGAGGAAGAGAAAAAAGAAAGCAAAUCUGAGAGAAAGAAAAAACGCCUGGAAGCAGAAAAGCUACCUGAGGUCUCCAAGGAAACCUACCAUGAAGUGGCCAUAGACUUAAAAGAGGCAUUUGGAACAUCAAAGUCUGAAGCAACAGCAACCGCGUGGGACCAAGAGGAGGAAUCGGCGAGGAUGGAAGCUGAGCGCUCAAUUGCAAACACAGCUUUUAGCUUUCAAAAGGCUGAGGAGCCUGGGGGAUUCACAUUUUCCUUCUUCGGGACUAGUGCCGAGGAGAGUGUGUCUCAAGAGGAACCCUACAAGACUGAGACUAUUAAACCAGCAAAAGUGGUGUGGCAGGAAGACCCUAGAUUCCAGGACAGCAGCUCUGAAGAAGAGGAGGACACUACUCUGACUGCUGACAUAAAAACAAACACUUUACCGAAGAUAAGUAGCAGCAUCAAAUUUUUCUUUUUUGUGAAAGACGAUGAGCGUUUAAAAGUGGGUCCAAAGAUGUUCUUCAGAUCAUCAAAAACUGAGGAAGAUGAGGAGUUCUGGGAGCAGAGGCAAGAGUCCCUGUUGGAGGAAUGCAGGAAAAGGCACAAAGAUGCGAAGAGGAAAAUAAAAUCAAAUCCGUAAAACUCAUCAGUAGUCCUCAUGUGGGAUUAUGUGCUCCUGUGAGCGGAGUGAUAUGGAGCCAUGAAACUGCUUCCUGUGGAAGAAAUAAUUCAAGAACCAGUCAUUCUCAGUUAUUACAACAACUAUAUUUAUAUAAACAGCAAAUUCACAAUAAAUGUAAAAAUUAAAAAAAUA
Molecule: messenger RNA, 3933 nt
Organism: Pseudophryne corroboree (corroboree frog)
Lineage: Eukaryota; Metazoa; Chordata; Amphibia; Anura; Myobatrachidae
Gene: NOL8
Product: nucleolar protein 8
Exons: 17
Coding region: 163-3759 (1198 amino acids)
Biological process (GO): positive regulation of mRNA splicing, via spliceosome
Cellular component (GO): U12-type spliceosomal complex; nucleolus; U2 snRNP
Molecular function (GO): RNA binding
Source: RefSeq, a predicted model, not a curated record